This is a messenger RNA of Purpureocillium lilacinum, 621 nucleotides long. RefSeq lists its product as uncharacterized. Gene Ontology annotation, biological process: regulation of transcription by RNA polymerase II. Gene Ontology annotation, cellular component: chromosome. Gene Ontology annotation, molecular function: chromatin insulator sequence binding. Lineage: Eukaryota; Fungi; Ascomycota; Sordariomycetes; Hypocreales; Ophiocordycipitaceae. The record is from RefSeq and is a predicted model, not a curated record.
AUGGCCACCUGUUUUGUCUGUAACAGAAACUUCGAGACCAAACUCGGCUUCUAUCACCACAGGGGUACAGCAAAAGCGCACAUGUUCGACUGUCGCCGCUGCCUUCGACAUUUCAAGUCUCUGCGGGCUCAACAGCAGCAUGUCCGCGACUCGCCGAACCACCAUGUUUGCCACCAGUGUGACGAUGCGCAGGACUUUACCACUGCUGAGAAGCUGGACCAGCACGCGAUCAACGUCCACAACACGUGCUCCAUCUGCAAGCGGCGUUUUGAGACGUCGUCGAAUCUGCGUAGUCACUCCGUCGUGCAUCUGGCUGUCGAUGUCGAGUGCCCCGGCUGCGAUCGCACCUUCGUCACCGAGUCCGCCAUGGUUCUACACUUGGAGACGGGAACGUGCGCCGGCGGGGCGAGUCAAGGGUCGGUCACCCGCGCAGCACUCGACGCAGCAUGCUCCGCCGAGUACACUGGCGAGAACGCAAAUUUCGAAUGCCCAGACUGCGAGAAAGGAUUCCACCUUGCCAGCGCGCUACUUCAGCAUGCUGAAAGUGACUCCUGCGACGUGUCGCUGCAGCCUUUCAGCCCUCUGAGCAACUGUCUUUCGGCGAUCCGGGUUUUUUCUUGA